Messenger RNA from Fonsecaea monophora, 582 nucleotides. RefSeq lists its product as hypothetical. The record is from RefSeq and is a predicted model, not a curated record. Bases 1 to 582 code for a protein of 193 amino acids. Lineage: Eukaryota; Fungi; Ascomycota; Eurotiomycetes; Chaetothyriales; Herpotrichiellaceae. The transcript has a single exon.
AUGAAUACUACUACCUCGCCCCCGACGUUGAACCACGUCCUCAACCUCACCCUGACGACGACCGCGGUGCUCGACGCCGGCGCGACCCCUCGCGGCCGGAUCAGCUGGGUCGAAACGCCCUCGGGGGAACUGACGACGCCGGCGGGCGAGAAGAUCGCCUCCGUCAUCCCCGGCGGCGGCGACUACUUCACACGACACGUCGACGACCUGACCAUCGAGGUCGACCUGCGGGUCAUUGCGCAGACGGAGCCGGACCCGGCGACGGGGUCGACUACGCUGUUCAAGUUCCACUGCGUCGGGUACGAUAAGCUCACCGGGCCCAUCAUGAGCGCCUUGGACGGCGCUGUUGCCCCGGCCCCGGACACAGAUGCAGACGCUGCCAAAGCUGCGGCUGGUCCUCCCACCAAUGAAGAAGCAGGGAUGCCCUCGGCGCUAUACGGCACCGAGGUGCUCUGGUGCAACACCUCCAGCAGGGAGUACUGGUGGAUGAACUUUGCCGUGCUGGUCGCCAAGGUCGCGCUGAUUCUUGGGCCUGGGGGAGUCGAGAAGGUAGAAUAUGCGAUUUACCAGGUCGUUGUGUGA